AUGGAAACACAUUCACAUGGCUACCCUCUGUCUACCGUACGCGACCUCUACCUCACGCGGUUGCUGCCAUUCUCGGUGUCUGCAGAGGCCGCACUACAGGGGGAUGUGUACAGCAGCCUGGGCCAGGAAUGUGGGGCAGCUGGAUGCAGUGUCGAUCUCUUUGCAUUCAGUGACUCUUACAUAGAUUUGGCCACCAUUGGCCAAGUACCAAGAUUUUCUGGUGGAGAAAUCUUCAGGUACUCAGAUUUUAAGGCUGAUGUGGAUGGUGAACAACUUAUAGCAGAUAUCAAACAUGUUGUGAGUCGUCCAGUUGUAUUUGUUGCCACUAUGACAGUGCGCACAUCUACAGGUGUUAAGGCAACUGAUUUUUAUGGUAACCUCCUUGUGUCAAACACAGGGAAAUUAUACUUGCCAGCAUUGACUGUGAUAAGAAACAUACCAAUUAGUUUUGCUGUCCUGCUUCAUAUUUGUAAUUCAGACAGUGACAGUGAAAUUCUGUGGAUGUGA
Molecule: messenger RNA, 507 nt
Organism: Zootermopsis nevadensis
Lineage: Eukaryota; Metazoa; Arthropoda; Insecta; Blattodea; Termopsidae
Source: RefSeq, a predicted model, not a curated record